AUGGGUAGCACUGACAGCACUGCAACUACCGGCAAGGUUUUCUCACCACCAAUUUGGAGGCCUAAUGAUCGGAAAUCUAAAAAAGACUAUGUUGCAAGCUUUCGCUUGUACACCAUUGAAAUGAAGAUGAAGAUGGACCGUCAUCUAGAAUUGCUUGAUCAAGGAAAUUCGAAGGACGAGAACAAGAAAGAAAGAGGGGAAACAAACAAUAAUGAAGUGGACAAAAAAGACAAGGAGGGUGUUGGUGCAGAGGGGAAAAAAGAGGACGUUGAAGAAGAAGAUGAUAGUGAGGAAGACGAAGAGACUGAUGAAAGUACUGAAAGUGAUAUGAAUUCUAAUUCAAGAACUGAAUCUCAGAAAGAAGGUGUUGCUGAUUUAGAUGAAGAAAUGGAAUCAAGUGGUGAUAGCUAUAAAGAGGAUGAUGAUGACAGCAUUGGUGGAGACUCUUCUUUUGGGAACAAUGAAGAAGGAAAUCCAGAGACAAGUGAAGAUUCUUCAAUGUUUCGUAUGAAGAUUGCUGAUUGA
This is a messenger RNA of Chenopodium quinoa (quinoa), 525 nucleotides long. Its product is annotated as nuclear polyadenylated RNA-binding protein 3-like. The transcript is spliced from 2 exons. The record is from RefSeq and is a predicted model, not a curated record. Bases 1 to 525 code for a protein of 174 amino acids. Lineage: Eukaryota; Viridiplantae; Streptophyta; Magnoliopsida; Caryophyllales; Amaranthaceae.